AAUGGGCAGUUCUGGACCACAGCGGGACACAGCCUUGGAAGGAACAUGUGAGCAUCCUCUGGGAGACUGGGGACAGAAGGAGUCUCAGGGUCAGGCCAGAGGCCAAGCGCAUUUUCUAGGACUCAUAAGUCCCCAUGCCACCCCUUGAGGUGGCGCCCUGUCCCGCGAUGGCCGCGGUCGCCCCGCUGCCCUGCCCGCUGUCCCGGCGGGCCUUCCUCAAGGCCUCGCACUUUGCACUGGGGCCCGACCCGCGGCUGCACGCGGGCGCCAUGCAAUCCACGUCGCAUCGGGACUUCCCGGCCCACCCGGGCGUCACCGGCGCGCCGCGGUGCCAGCAGCCGCCGCGAGGGUCCCUCUUGCCCCGGGACGCGCGCUCGCGGGGCGCCGAGCUCCGGUCUGAGACGCACUGCGCGUUCGCGCCCCCGCCGCCGUGCACGCGCCCCGAGACGCGGGAGCGCACCCCCGCCCUGCAGGGCAGCGGCCUGCGCGUGCACGAGUCCGCGCGCGUCCGCACCGGCGCCUCCACCAUGCGCGCCGACUUCGGGUGGCCCGAGGCGCCGGCGCGCGCCCGCGAGCAGAUCCACGGCGCGCGUCUCAUCUUCGACCGCGACUCGGUGGCGCCCGGCGACCCGGCCAAGCUGCGCAUCCCGCCCACCACCCACCAGGACUUCUACGCGCUCCGCGCCCCGUGCCCGCAGCCCCGCGCGCCCUGCUGCCACCUCGGGGGCCUGAACCCCCUCAGGUGGGACCACAGGAGACAGGACAAUGGGACCUCCUACCAGAGACACUUCCAGGCUCUGCCGAGCCCACCUGCCUUGAUGUGUAAGAGGGCCUCUUCCAGCGUGGAACUGGGAGACUUCAAGAUUGGCUAUGGGCCCAUGUGUUCAGAGCAGAAACAAGCCUACAGGCCUCAGGGUCUGCCCCCAGACAGGUAUGACAAGGCUCAGGCCACAGCCCACAUCUACCAUGUGAAUAUUUGUCCUGGAGAUGGCCUGUUCCGUGACAGGACCACCAAGGCUGAACACUUCUAUGCCCGAGAGCCAGAGCAUUUUGUUCUUCACCAUGACCAGACUCCAGCAUCGCACAUCCUGGAAGGAAACCGGUGCCCUGGCCCGGGCAGCCUCACCACCUCCAUGCACUCCUUCCAUGGCCAGCUGCCGGUGACCAAGCCACCCAGCCGCCACGUGCCUCACGAUAAACUGAAGAGCCACGUGUGCCUCGGGGACUCCUCGCUGCUCGGGCAGUUCCUCCAGACCUCCAUGGGCUCGGACUAUUGCCCCCCCGAGAAGGCACAGAAGUCGCAGAAGGCGCCCAGUCUCCACUUGCUGCAGAGCAGCCUGCCCCAGGGCACCUACAGGGCCGUGCCUCUCCUCCCUCAGCCCCUCAGCUCGACUACCCCCACCCAAAUCUCCAGAAACAGAUUUUUUAACCACGAACCAGAAGAUGCUGAAGCCUCACAGAACAGCUCCGGCCUCCGUGACUGAGGACAUGCUACAGCGGUCAGCCAUGAAAGAGGAUGCUUGGUGGGAUGGGAGCUGUGCAGGAGAGAGUGAUUCCAUCAAACAACCCUGAACGGACACUCCUUGGACCCAGAAGAUCGCCCCACUCUGGGCGAGGAGGCCAUCCCAGCUUGUGCAAAGGCCUGGUGAUUGGACUCAAUGUGAGGUGUUCAGGUGCACCAACAAAUACGAAUGAUGUGGAGGGAGUGGAAUGUUGAACAGGGCAAUGUGGUGAAGGGCUGAGAACACAGGCUGAAUGGACAGAGUCCAAAUCUUAACUCCUCUGUCCUGGACAGUAGUCUCGGGCAAGUCACUUAACCCCCCUGAGCCUCAUCUGUAAGGUGGAAAUGAAUGUUAUAAAUGAGAAAUGUACA
Canis lupus familiaris (dog) is the source of this 1873-nucleotide messenger RNA. RefSeq names its product testis expressed 45 (gene SAXO5). The record is from RefSeq and is a predicted model, not a curated record. Lineage: Eukaryota; Metazoa; Chordata; Mammalia; Carnivora; Canidae. The transcript has 9 exons. Bases 135 to 1484 code for a protein of 449 amino acids.